AAGAGAAGACCGCUGAAGCAGAGAGAACCUAGAGUGGAAAUGUGGAAGGGAAACAGCCCGGGGGGUAACCAGGAAGCAGCCAUGGAGGAUGAACUAGGGGCACAGGGGAACUGGGGUCAGGAAGAUGUCCCAGGCCUCUUGGCCAUGGUCUCCCUGCCCAUCACGCCUACAUGGCCGUUGCCCCUGGCCUCCUCAGGCUUUACCCUGCUCCUGGGAGCCCUCACUUCCCUUUUCCUCUGGUAUUGCUACCGCUUGGGCUCCCAAGACAUGCAGGUUCUGGGGGCUGGGAGUCAGGCCGGGGGUGUCAGUGGUGGGCCUGGGAGAUGCUCUGAGUUUGGCAAGCCAAGCCCAGGGAGCUCUGGGGAGCCUGGGGAAGGACGUAGGACAGAAGGUCUAGUGAGCCGUCGCCUUCGGGCCUAUGCCAGGCGCUACUCCUGGGCUGGGAUGGGUAGAGUGAGGCGAGCAGCUCAGGGUGGCCCAGGCCCUGGGGGAGGGCCAGGGGUCCUGGGCAUUCAGCGCCCAGACUUGCUUUUCCUGCCCGACCUGCCCUCAGCACCCUUCGUGCCGCGGGAUGCCCAGAGACAUGACGUGGAGCUCCUGGAAAGCAGCUUCUCUGCUAUUUUGCAAGACUUUGGGGCUGUGAGCUGGGAUUUCUCAGGGACUGAGAAAUCAGUCCCUCUUCCUCGGGGCUGGUCCCCACUGUUGGCUCCUGGGUGCUAUCAGCUCCUGCUGUAUCAAGCAGGCCGGUGCCAACCCAACAACUGCCGCCGGUGCCCCAGGGCCUAUCGGACACUGAGGGGCCUGCGGAGCUUCAUGAGCGCCAACACCUUUGGCAAUGCUGGCUUUUCUGUCCUCCUUCCGGGCGCCCGGCUUGAGGGCCGUUGUGGGCCCACCAAUGCCCGGGUCAGAUGCCAUCUUGGGCUGAAGAUCCCACCUGGCUGUGAGCUGGUGGUUGGGGGUGAGCCCCAGUGCUGGGCUGAGGGACACUGUCUACUGGUGGAUGACUCCUUCCUGCACACAGUGGCUCAUAACGGCUCCCCUGAGGAUGGGCCUCGAGUGGUCUUCAUCGUGGACCUUUGGCAUCCCAAUGUGGCUGGGGCCGAGCGCCAGGCCCUCGACUUUGUCUUUGCACCAGACCCUUGA
Molecule: messenger RNA, 1143 nt
Organism: Artibeus jamaicensis (Jamaican fruit-eating bat)
Lineage: Eukaryota; Metazoa; Chordata; Mammalia; Chiroptera; Phyllostomidae
Gene: ASPHD1
Product: aspartate beta-hydroxylase domain containing 1
Exons: 3
Coding region: 40-1143 (367 amino acids)
Source: RefSeq, a predicted model, not a curated record